Messenger RNA from Porites lobata, 408 nucleotides. The record is from the annotation of a GenBank genome assembly. NCBI's taxonomy places the organism in Eukaryota, Metazoa, Cnidaria, Anthozoa, Scleractinia, Poritidae.
AUGUCAGAAAACAUUAUAACGUCAGAUGGGCUACUAAGUGCCCCUGGCACAAGCAAUGCCUUUGAGAAUGAGGAUAAGAUGGAAGUCUCAUACGACAUCGCUAACGAGGAUGAUCUGCUGCUCGGCAAGUCCGAUGACGAAGAACAAAUCCCUCCGUAUCAAGUGCCUAGAAAACCUAAACAGCCUAAACAGCAACGCCAAAGCCGCGACAGGCGCCCUCAAAGGAGUACCAGCGAACCAAGGACAGAGCAGUACCGAAAACGUCGCCGUCAGUACAGCCCAUCCACAGAGAACCGAAAACGGAGCCGUAGCCUAUCCGCGGAGGACAAGAUUACCCAAGCUGAAGGUGCGAUAAAAGCUUUAAAAGGCACACGGACAAGGAACCUGCCCAGAAACCCUACAAUAUAG